AUGGAUUGUGGCCCAGUUCUGCCGGACAGCCUGGUGUUAGAAAUCUUCCUGCAUCUGCCCCAUGAUGCCGUGUUGAGAGCGAGUCUGACCUGCAGACAGUGGCUGGCUGUCUCCAGAGAUGAGUUCCUUUGGAGGGAGCUGUUCUACAGCUACUACCGCAUACCACGCUCUGUUCCCCGACACCCAGCGGCAGUGUCGUGGUACAGGGAGUUCAGGCGUCUGUUUGACUGCAUCCCCUGUGUGGAGGUUCAGACGCUGAGAGAGCACAGUGACCAAGUCCUCCACCUGGCUUUCUCUCACAGGGGCCACCGGUUCUCCUCCUGCUCCAAAGACUGCACUGUGAAGCUAUGGGACACGGAGCGGCUAGAUGGUCAUAUCUCGCUGGUGCACAGCUCCAGCAUGCGGCAGUUUAACUGGGGCUACACCCAGUUCUCCCAGUUCAACGCUGACGACACCCUGCUGCUCGUGUCUGGUGUCUACCUGGGCCCACACCACUCCUCGUCUGGGGAAAUCGCUGUCAUCAGUCUGGAAAAUUACACGCUGUUGUCGCGCGUGAGGAACAAGCCGUACGAUGUGUUUGGCUGCUGGUUGAACGAGACCCACCUGAUCUCUGGGAACCUGCACUGGAUAGGCAACAUGACGUCCUGCUCUGUGCUCUGGCUCAAUAAAGCCUUCCAGGAUGUUGAAUCGGAAAACGUCAACGUGGUCAAGCGCCUUUUCAAGAUCCAGAACAUCAAUGCCAGCACCAUACGCACAGUGAUGGUGGCCCACUGCCGUCGUCAUGACAACCCGGACUUGCUGCUGGACUACGAGGCUCAGUCUCAGGCUCGAAGGCAGAAAGGGCAGCAGCAGCAGCAGCACCAGCCCCUGCUCUUUGACCUGGGAACCUCCGGCAGUGACGAAGAAGAUGAGGAGUUAGAGGACGAGGAGUGCCAGAGGGAAGCCAGGUGUCACGGCCUCCCCACUGCCCGCCAUUCUCAGCCCACCAUGUCGGGCCUGGAGCACGUUAUACAGAGUAAAAAUGUAGGGCCCAGGGAGCUGGCAAUUGAGACCCGGGUGGCUCAGAUGAUGGGCAGAGCCCACACUAAGGCCCCUGACUCCAGCUUGAUUGAGCCCUCUGAUCACGAGGAGGUAGAGGACAAAACGUAUUUACUCUUUACUACUGGCAGCCUUACAUACUCCCCUCACCAGAUAGGUAUAAAGCGGAUCAAGCCGGACCAGAUGACCACUUGUGGUCCUGUACUCGGAGAAGAGCGAAGCUCAGAUGAAUUUUUUGAUUCCCUGGACCAUGUCAUUGAUAUCCAUGGACACAUCAUUGGUAUGGGCCUUUCUCCAGACCACAGGUACCUUUAUGUGAAUAGCCGGGCUUGGCCAUCCGGGUGUGUGAUCUCCGACCCAAUGUCUCCUCCUCCUAUUGCAGAGGAGAUAGACCUGCAUGUGAUCGAUCUGAAGAGCCUGAGGGAGGAGAGAAGGAGCCUGCGUGCUCACAGAGCCUUCACGCCUAACGACGAGUGCUUCUUUAUCUUCCUUGAUGUCAGCAGGGACUUUGUUGCCAGUGGAGCAGAGGACAAGCACGGCUACAUCUGGGACCGACACUACAACAUCUGUCUGGCACGUCUGGCACACGACGAUGUGGUGAACUCGGUGGCAUUCAGCCCCGCUGACCAGGAGCUACUGCUGUCUGCUAGCGAUGACUCUACCAUUAAGGUGUGGCGCUCACCUCACAUGAUCCGCCUGGCGCAGUGCCCCGCCCGGCCACCGAGGCCCCGCAGCCUGCUGCCGUCCUGGCUGAGCCGCAACAAGAACUCUUCCAGCAGAGUCAAUGGAAAACCAUGAGUCAGGUUGGGAAACACUUGGGAGGGAGCAAGGGGAGGAAAGUUUGAUCUGUUUCCUCUGUGGUGUGUAUGUGUGUGUGUAUGUGUGUGUAUUUAUGUAUAUAUGUGUGUGUGUGUGUAUAUGUAUAGAUAUAUAUAUAUAUAUACACACACAUAAAUACAUUUACACACUACACUCCAUCUAUAUGUACAGUGUGGUUACAUUCAGUGGUUUUGCUUGAGCUCACGGUGUUGUGAUACACAGACGUGUUCAGUGUCUUACCUAGUCUGUAGGUUUAGACACAAGAGAGCGCCGUUGCUCCAGAAAAGGACAGAAAUCACCACAGCCUCUGUUGUGCUGUUCACAAGAGUGACAUGAAAUGUUAUCACAGAUAAAGAUAGUGUAGAGCUAAUCCGUUAAUGCACAAGACAGACAUCCAAACAUGUUCCCUAAGAGAUGGUUUCUGUCUGUUUAUAUCUGUAAUGUUGCGUCUUAACAGGCCAGACACUGGACUCCUGGAUCUGAGGUGUAAAUGUAUUUAAAUGUACUGCAGAGACGGCACCUUAAGAUCGCUGUUGUCAUGUCCUGCUCAUCAAAGUGCUGUAACUGAGUCAUUUCAGAGAUGUCUUUUCUUACUUAUAUAUAUCCAAUUGAUGUCUUGAGUAUAAACACAUCCAUACACCUUGUUUUCAGAGAAUUACAAAAACCCACUACAUUGGUACAUUGUGCAACUACAUUGAUACCCAAAAGGGAAGACAGCAUUUAGCUAUAUUUACUGCAGUCUGCCUUGGUUUUUAAAUACAUCCCAUCCCAUUGUUUUUGUGCCCCAGAAAUGAUUCUUCACUAUCCUAUUCAACAUAGAAUUAUUGAGUAAUUUAAUCUAGAAGAGUUGUUGAGGGACAGUUGGUGUGAAGACUGUGAAGAAAAAAAAAGUUGUUUGUGUAGCUAAUCUUUAUUUGGGCCUAUAUUUUGUAGAAAUACAUUUAAACACCUUUUAUUCAUCUGUAGCACAAAGCUGCACCUAAGAAAGUCAAGUCUCCUGGACUAUUUUAUUUUAUUAAAAGAAAAUUGAUUUUCUUUCCAAGCAGCACUUCCCCACUUAAAGUCUACAAUCCCAGUAUGGAGUGUGGGGUACCUGGACAUACAGACCUAUGUACUGUACAGGAAGCUGCACCUUUCCUGUCAGCACGCAACCAUCCUUUUAAAAUCAGUCGUGAGAUGUAUUAUUUUCUAUUAAAUAGUGUGCACAAGCAUAGUUAAACUACUUAUUUAUAUACUUUACAUCCCCUUCAGGAGACAUAGGGUAUGAUUUGAUCAGUGUGAUGAGGUUGAGGAGGUAGUCAUUAUUUUAACAUGGCCCAAAUGAUUAAAAUCUCUCUAUCUCAGAUAUUCAGUAAAUUGGCAUUUUUAUUCAAGUUGUAAUUCUAUUGAAAGAAGAGCUUGUACACAACAGUCAAGCAGUAUUUAAUUUGAGCAAGAACAAUAAAGAAAAGCAUCAAUGUCAUGGAGAUUUCAAGUCACAGAAAUGUCACCCGAUUCUUUAAUUUGCACAUCAUGUGUGUGUGUAGCACACCUUAAAAGUACCAGAGGAUAUCUUAACUUAAAUGAAUAUAAUAAUUUGAAAUGCUUAUGCAGACCAAAUUCAAGUCAUAAAAAAGUAUAAAGGACAGUAUGACGAUUAAAAACAAAAAACUAAUUCUGCCUCAAGCCUGAUCAACGCAUCUGUGGUUUUGUUUUUGUUUUUUGGGUCCCAACAGUCUUUAAAUGUUUCUGUGUACAUGGGUUACCCCUUUACUUUUCAUCAUCCUGUAGUCCUCUUGGAGGUCCAUUGCUCUUGGACUGGUCUCAAGUAAAACAAAAAGUAAUACAUAAGAAAUGCCCAUUUUUUCUAGUUUUACCAGCGUAAGGUUCAGGUACUUCACCUGGUAGAUAUUUGUGUUUCCUUGGAGAUUCCCUGCUGAAGGUGUCUGAUUGUAUUUGCAUGUCAAGGUUUCAGAGAAAUCUGUGUGAAUUAGUCACUUCAUCAGCUGACCCUUGCUACCAAUUGAACAAUAUCUCCCAUGUUUUGAAAUGUCUGUUGUAAGUCAUGAACUUUCUGACACUUAAACACACUUAACACUCUCUUUCAUUUCAUGUCAUGUCAUUUCUACUUUAGCUCCAUCUUUUUAAUCAUAUUCCCUGUCCUCUAAUGUUAUUUUCAUACUCCCCUGAAAUAAAAAGCAUGCCCUGAAAGGCCAGAAUUCUG
Molecule: messenger RNA, 4060 nt
Organism: Micropterus salmoides (largemouth bass)
Lineage: Eukaryota; Metazoa; Chordata; Actinopteri; Centrarchiformes; Centrarchidae
Gene: fbxw5
Product: F-box and WD repeat domain containing 5
Exons: 9
Coding region: 1-1836 (611 amino acids)
Biological process (GO): protein ubiquitination
Cellular component (GO): Cul4-RING E3 ubiquitin ligase complex; SCF ubiquitin ligase complex
Molecular function (GO): protein binding
Source: RefSeq, a predicted model, not a curated record